Molecule: messenger RNA, 1318 nt
Organism: Lactuca sativa (garden lettuce)
Lineage: Eukaryota; Viridiplantae; Streptophyta; Magnoliopsida; Asterales; Asteraceae
Product: NC domain-containing protein-like protein
Source: RefSeq, a predicted model, not a curated record
GACAAAGAUGCUAAUCAACCACUAUGAAGUUGCACUGCAAACCCUACUUUUAACGACUGUUGAAUAUAGCUCUAACGAUUCGUGCGUAGGUUAAUGGAUUAAUAGGCCAUAUCUUCCAUACGUCUCAUCCAGUGAGGAUCAAGAAAGGAUUAUAUUAAAAAACAAGAAAACAAUGAAUUUUAUUGGUGGAAGCAACAAGAGGCAAAGCAUAUGUAAAGCGUUUACAUUGAAAUACACAAGACACAAGCCCUAAUUUCUCUCUUUAUACAUACACGUUCUUGGAUACUCACAACGAGUUUUUUUGAACGGGUAAAGAAUAUAGGGAGGUGUAAAUAGCCUUCAAGAUUGCAAGAGGAAGAAGAAGAAGAAUAAAUAUGGGGCUUCUUUCGAACAGAGUUGAAAAGAGCGAGAUUAAAGCCGGCGAUCAUAUCUACACUUACAGAGCUGUAUUUGCUUACUCUCACCAUGGUAUCUUUGUUGGAGGUAACAAAGUGGUCCAUUUUACUCAUUUCAGCACCCCUGAACGUGAGAGUAGUUCGAGCACCUCUGAUGAAAUGUCCGAAAUAGGCUUCUCCUGUGAGACAUAUCCAGACUGCGGCUUCCGACAACCUAAAAGCGGGGUGGUUCUCUCCUGCUUAGAUUGUUUUCUGAGAAACGGGGCACUCUACAGCUUCGAAUAUGGUGUAACCCCAAGCAUGUUCCUUGCCAAAGUACGGGGUGGCACCUGCACCACUGCCACGUCAGAUGGUCCUGAGACAGUCAUCCACCGGGCCAUGUAUCUGCUUCAGAAUGGAUUUGGGAACUACGACGUGUUUCAGAACAACUGUGAAGACUUCGCUUUGUACUGCAAGACUGGGAUAUUGACCGUUGACAAAUUGGGAAUUGGAAGGAGUGGUCAAGCUUCUUCUCUGGUUGGUGCACCGCUGGCGGCUCUUCUCUCUACCCCUUUGAAACUGUUGAUCCCGAGCCCUGUGGGUGUUGCUACAGUGACAGCUGGCAUGUAUUGUAUGAGCAGAUAUGCUACUGAUAUUGGAGUCAGAAGUGAUGUUGUCAAAGUAGCUGUGGAAGAUUUAGCUGUCAACCUUGGCUGGAUGGAUGGUCUACAAGAAGCCUUUCAACGAAACCAAGAUUCAACUUCAAGUCAAGCAAGAAGCAGGUAGCCUAUUCUACUACGUUCAUCACUCAAACAAAAUAAAUAAUAAUACAUUUCUUCCAUGAAAAAUCUUUGAUUGUAUUUGUUUUUGUUUGUUUGUUUGUUUGUUUGUUUGUUUGUUUGUUGAUGCGAACAAGUAUCAUUAUCAAAUAUCAGUUAUCAUCA